UUCAAAUUGUACUACAUGACGAGCCGAGAGUAGAUACACAUUUCAUGAAGUUUUCAUUAUAGUCAAACUGGUGUUUACAUUUAUAGUGACAAUGGAAGAAAGACUUGCGAAGAAAGAGACACAAAACUGGCUUAAAUGACAAAUAAAGCAACCAAGAUAACAUGAUCAGAGGAUGCUAACAGACAAGAACAUUUACGACGUGCCAUAAUACCAUCUACUCAUUGGUUGUCCACAAACUAACUCUCUACUGAAUGGGACAUUUAGUCUCCUGGGAAUGGCUGCCGAAACCAACAUCUUCACCGAUAAGCAGACCAAUAACUGGUUCAAAGCGUGCAUUGCCCUCAAUUUGACAAAGGAUGGAUUGACUGACUUUGUUGUGACUGAAUUAUUAAACGUCCAAACAAUAGUUGGAAGAAGUUGUGGACAAUGCUUUAUUCAAAACCUUAUACCGUGUCCAACUCGGGACGUGUGUAAAAAGAGGAAAAUAAAUAACUGUCCUUUCCACAAUUCACAACAACCAAAGUCAUGCCAAACAUGUGAUAAAGUAAAACAAAAUAUCACAUUGUUACACAGAUUUAAAGGUCCUAGUUGGGCAAACACUAAAGCUGAAUUAUGGGCAACGGAUCCGUGGGAAAUCGGUAAAUGCUACCUCCCACCGGACGGAUAUAGCAGCGUAUCAUCUGUGCAAGAAUCUGACUUCAAUGGUGUGGUUAGCAUUGUGUUGAGCUGCACACAUUUCCAGACAUGCCUCUCCGCCGCAUGUCUAUCACCGCCUCCACCUGAUAAGCAAUGCCCGCUAGAAAAGGUCCGACAAAUAGGCCGAGAUGUACGCCACACUGCCGACUGCAAGGUUACAGAUGCUGAUCUGCAGUACUUCUUUCUGAAACUGACCACCCUACUUGCUGAUCCGGUCCGCUUAUUGCAUGAUACCUCAGCGACAGAAGCGCGCAGGAAACUCAGUGAUUUGCAGAAUGAUCGUCUUUCACUUGUUGAUUUGGGCAAGAUGUUGAAAGAAGCAAAUCAGACCCUCACACAUGCAAAAGAGGCCGGAGAACGUUUUUCCAAAGAGGCUGAAAGGACCCUGAAAGAAGGACUGAAUACCUUAGAAGCUAAAAUACAGGCUGCAAAAGAACUCCUUGAAAACAAAACACAAACUAGUGAACAACGAAUUGAAAAAAAGGCACAGUCUGGUGAACAGCGCCUUGAAAACAAGACACAGGCUGGAGAACAACGCAUUGAAAACAAGACACGGGCUGGAGAAAAAAGCAUUGAAAACAAGACACAGGCUGGAGAGCAAAGCAUUGAAAACAAGACACAGGCUGGAGAACAAAGCAUUACAAACAAAUCACAGGCUGGAGAACAACGCAUUGAAAACAAGACACAGGCUGGGGAACAGAGCAUUGAAAACAAGACACAGACUGGAGAACAAAUAAUUGAAAACAAGACACAGGCUGGAAAACAAAGCAUUGAAAACAAAGCACAGGCUGGGGAACAGAGCAUUGCACACAAGACACAUGCUGGAGAACAAAGCAUUGAAAACAAGACACAGGCUGGAGAGCAAAGCAUUGAAAACAAGACACAGGCUGGAGAACAAUGCAUUGAAAACAAGACACAGGCUGGCGAACAAAGCAUCGAAAACAAGACACAGGAAAGCAUCAACCGCAUAAAUCAAGCAGCGAUUGGAAAUGAGCUAGACGAAUACGAGCGUGGUGUAACAGAGUUUCGCGGACGGUUAAUACAAUUUUAUAUGACGACGAAAAAUACUGUAUCUGUUUCACCAUUAAGAGAAGGUCGUGACAAACCAAUCUGGGAUGUAUUUGUACAACCGAAAUUAACCCACAUUACAAUGGAGAAAGAUGGAUCUCGCACGAAAACGGAAAACGUGGUUCAUCAAUACAAAGCCUUAUUUUAUAAAGACGAAAAACUCAAUAACCGUGUAUUUGUUCAAGGAGAACCCGGUAUUGGGAAGACUACAUUUCUUACUAAACUGGCGCUUGACUGGUGUGAUGUUGCAAUUUCGCCCAAUCAGGAACACAAGACUACAUUUAGUGAUGUCGAUACGUUGAAGGAGUUCAAGUUUCUCUUUUACAUAUCACUAAGAGAUGCAAUGGACAAGCGUGAGGUUAUAGAGAUGAUCAAAACACAAAUAAUCGACAGUAUUUAUGAUGGUGAUAAACGCGAAGAGACCCUAAAUCUGUUACCACAAAUCCUAGAACGAGAGACAUGCAUCGUCGCUAUGGAUGGGCUUAAUGAAUGGAUUGAUCGUUUGAAUAAAUGCGUUAUACCUUUACUUGGACACUGUUAUAUAAAGUGCGUAUCUAUAAUUACAUCACGGCCAUGGAAAAUGACGGAUGAGCGAAUCAAAGAUUCUGAAAUUAACAGUUUAAUAGAAAUUGAAGGACUAAUUGAUUCCGAAGAAUUAGCAAAGCACAUUAUACACAGUCUUUCGACUGGUAAUGUAAAAACACACACUGAAUUCAUGAAUUACGUAAACGAACGUCAAUUGAGGCAUUUUCUUACGUCACCCUGGCUACUAACUGUGUUAGUCAAUUUGUGGAUGAACGAUAAGGUCUUUACGGAUUCACUGUGUCAAAUAAAUUGUAUUCUAAUAGACAUACUCUUUAAGAAUGCAAAUGCGAAAAUGGGCUAUUUUCAAAAAGGGAAUCGUUUUCAGUGUUUAUACAAUACACGUUUUAUUCAGCAGCAGAUCGAUAUUUUUGAUGCGCUUGCGAAUGCUGCGUUUAAUGUUACCUUUACAUCAAACAAAUCCUUAGUGUUCACCGAGCGGGAAUUAUUGAACUACAUGUCAGAAGAUCAGUUGAAAUUUUGCCUUCAUGCUGGUGUAUUAACGAAAAGAUACAGCUUCAACAUAGAACCAUGGGAUGCACAGUUUUCAUUUAUACACGAGACAGUACAGGAAUUCAUGGCUGCCUAUCAUAUCGCAAAUUCAACGCAAGACCUCUUAACACAUUUCGAAACCGUAUUGAAAUGUAGUGUGCUAGAAAUGAGUCAAACAAUACUUUAUCUGUGUGGACUUGACUGUAACAAAGCUAAUAAACUAAUUAACUUUCUAGUCGACGACAAAUUCCUCAAAGACAUCAGCUGUGGACGUAGAUUAUACAUAAUGGGACUUUAUGAUCGGGAACAUUUAGAAACAUUUCAGACUUUCAAUUUCCUAAACAUAAACGUUUUUAAAUCAAAGCAUGAUCUGAAGGAUGACCGUGCACGUUGCGUAGCACUUUCAGUAUUGUUCCAGCGCAUGGUCAUAGCUGGUUGCAAAGAGGCGCAAGCAAGCGGUCAAAAUGACAUGUGCAUACAGUGUAGACACUUUUCAUUUAUUUCAUCUCUAAAUGAAUCGGAAUCGAGCGCUUUGAAAGUACUUUUAAUGUUCAACAAGUCAGAUGUUCAGUCCCUUAUUUUAGAAAGUAAUGUUCUUCAAAUAAGCGAAAUACUGACAGUACUUAAACAAUCUAAACAUAGUCUACAGAGCAUUAAGAUGACGGUUACUCCAGAAAUGAAUAAAGCAUUACAUCAGACGCGCAUACAGGAGAUGCACAUUACCGGGGAAAUUGAUGAAUUAUCGUCCGGUGUACUUCCAUCAUUGUCUAAAUUAACGAUUUUAAAAAUAGAGGACUCGAUCAUUUUAGAAGACAUUCUUCUACCUUACACAAUACAAUAUAUUUCUUUAUUUCGGUGUACGUGUACUGCUCUGUUUACACGACGGUUACUAGCGCAAUUAUCAUCAUUUGAACACGAUGUUCAUUGUGUUUUAGAUGAUGUAAAUGUAACCGAUUAUCAUCCUGUCACGUGUAAGAUGUGGGGUGUUGUUUUGCAGUCAAUAGAACAAUCCAAUGAAGAUGAUUCAAAUACAAAUGUAUCUGACUUGCGAUCUAAAAUAUUGGCAUGUGACCUGCCCAAUAUCAAGAUAUUAGUAAACAAUGGCAAUAUGGAACUUUUUGAAUUACUUCGUGAAACAAGUACAAGGAUUCUAGACCUGAGAACCGCUGAGUGUGCUUCAUUAGCAUCAACAAUUCUUCACACGCUCAAUAAGCUAACGAAACUGUAUUUAUGGGGAACCUAUAUGGGUCGAUGUGAACUCAAUCUGCCGGAUUCAUUACAAUGUAUAAGCCUCCAAAAAGUCGAAUGUUCAUCUGAGUGGUUGUAUGGCUUGUUGAUCACGCUGUCUUCACUAGAUCAUCCUGUCACUAUUGACAUUAGGGAUGUUGUUUUGCAGUCAAUAGAACAAUCCAAUAAAGAUGAUUCAAAUACAAAUGUAUCUGACUUGCGAUCUAAAAUAUUGUCAUGUGACAUGCCCAAUAUCGAGAUAUUAGUAAACAAUUGCAAUAUGGAACUUUUUGAAUUACUUCGUGAAACAAGUACAAGGAUUCUAGACCUGAGAACCGCUGAGUGUGCUUCAUUAGCAUCAACAAUUCUUCACACGCUCAAUAAGCUAACGAAACUGUAUUUAUGGGGAACCUAUAUGGGUCGAUGUGAACUCAAUCUGCCGGAUUCAUUACAAUGUAUUAGCCUCCAAAAAGUCGAAUGUUCAUCUGAGUGGUUGUAUGGCUUGUUGAUCACGCUGUCUUCACUAGAUCAUCCUGUCACGAUUGAGAUGUGGGAUGUUGUUUUGCAGUCAAUAGAACAAUCCAAUGAAGAUGAUUCAAAUACAAAUGUAUCUGACAUGCGAUCUAAAAUAUUGUCAUGUGACAUGCCCAAUAUCGAGAUAUUAGUAAACAAUGGCAAUAUGGAACUUUUUGAAUUACUUCGUGAAACAAGUACAAGGAUUCUAAACCUGAGAACCGCUGAGUGUGCUUCAUUAGCAUCAACAAUUCUUCACACGUUCAAUAAGCUAACGUUACUGUAUUUAUGCGGAACCUAUAUGGGUCGAUCAUCAGCAAUUCUACACACGCUGAAUAGGCUAACGAAGCUGUUUUGA
Dreissena polymorpha is the source of this 4936-nucleotide messenger RNA. RefSeq lists its product as uncharacterized. The transcript is spliced from 10 exons. The coding region runs from base 275 to 4936 and encodes 1553 amino acids. The record is from RefSeq and is a predicted model, not a curated record. Lineage: Eukaryota; Metazoa; Mollusca; Bivalvia; Myida; Dreissenidae.